AUCCAUCAUCAUCAUCAUCAGUAACAACAACAAGCGCGUUGGGAAUUUUCGUCGGCGGCCCUUAUUUUUGGGCUUAAUUCUGGGCACACGGGGCCGGCUGCUACUUCACGAUGGAAGGCAAGCGGAAGGCUGAGUUCAUGGCGGUGGCGGUGCAGGCCAAGAAGCCGAGGAGUGACGUGGUGGUCCAUGCGGGGGAGAAGGGCGUCGUGCAGAGUGGUGGACCACCUCGCACCAGCGGCCUCAUGGGACCCAUCAUGCAGCUGUCCGGGCACCAAGGAGACGUGUUGGGGGGCAAGUUCCACCCUGAGGGAGAAGUGCUGGUAACGGCCGGCAUGGACAGACAGAUAUUCUUCUGGAAGGUGUAUGGGGAGUGUGACAACUUUGCGGUGCUGCCGGGACACACUAACGCCGUGACGGACCUCCACUUCUCCACCGACGGCACAUCACUCUACACAGCCUCAGCGGACAAGACGGUCAUGUGCUGGGACACUGUUACGGGAACCAGGGUCAAGAAACUGAAAGGCCACAGCAGCUUUGUAAACUGCGUGCACAGUGCGCGACGUGGCCCGUGCCUGGUGGUGAGCGGCGGCGAUGACUGCACGGUGCUCAUCUGGGACGUGAGGAAGAAGAGGCCGGCCACAACACUGCAGAACACUUUCCAGGUGACGGCUGUGACGUUUAAUGACACAUCUGAACAGGUCAUCUCAGGCGGUAUUGACAAUGACAUGAAGGUGUGGGACCUGCGGAAGAACGGUCUGCUGUACCGCAUGCGUGGCCACAACGACACAGUGACGGGGCUCAGUCUGUCUCCCGAUGGCUCCUAUGUGCUGUCCAACGCCAUGGAUAACACCGUCAGGAUCUGGGAUGUGCGGCCGUUUGCACCCCAAGAACGAUGUGUCAAGAUCUUCCAGGGACACCAACACAACUUUGAGAAUAUCUUGCUGCGGUGCUCCUGGUCGCCUGAUGGCCGGCGAGUGGCAGCCGGCUCAUCAGACAGACACGCCUACGUCUGGGACACAACCUCGCGACACAUCCUGUACAAGUUGCCAGGACACAAUGGCUCUGUCAAUGCUGUUGAGUUCCACCCCAAGGAGCCAAUAGUGAUGUCAGUGUCCAAUGACAAACAGAUCUUCCUGGGAGAGAUUGAAUGAGCAGGGGAGGGGAGCCAUAGAGGUACUACAGGUAACAGGCGUCUGUGUGUGUGUGUGUGUUUGUAAUCUUAACCUGUCUCUUUCUUUUUAUGAUAAUUGAGACUGACUGAUUAAAAGAAACCAAAAUAAAAUGCUGGAAUAAAUGCUGAUUUUUUGGGACAAUCCAAGAAGCUAGAAAUAGGUUAUCAAUUUUCUUUCAGAGGUGUUUUUUUGUUUUUUUGUUUUGUUUUUUACAGUAGAGGAAACAGUUCAAGGGCAAAAAAAGGAAACAAUAAUGAAAAAAAAGCCCUCUACUCACUGCUCCUGUUGAUACUCACUUCUUGAAAGUGUUUAAGACAUACGUAGGAGGGAGGGAACACGGACAAAAGUAUUAGGACUUCCCCGGUUUACUAGUGAAAGAGAUGAAAGAGUGAAGAUAAUAUUAAAUUCUUGUAUUAGGAAGUUUCUUUUGUGAGUGUCUUGAUAAUCCUUGUGAAAGUUGAAGACAUAGAAAGGAGCAUAUGCAAUAAAAGGAAAGUAUGCUGUUCCAGAGUGUACAAGGAGAAGGGAUGAAGAUUAUAUUGUACUCUUGGAUUAGGAAGCUCUUUUGCAUUGUCUUGGUACUCCUCAUGAAAGCCAGAGACAUAAGGAGGAAGUACAGUAUGAAUGGGAAGGAGGUUACAGAAUUUACCAGUGAAAGGGGUGAAUGAGCAGAUAAUAAGAGUUGACUUGUAUAGGUUGUGUGCUCAACUCAUCAAGUCCAAGUUCAGGGCCGAGUUGGAGGGAAAACAAACCUUGCUUCUUCUUUUGAUCUGUUCCGCGUUGGCGCUACAAGAGAGACUUUGUGCCGAAAUGCCAUCCAGUUGUGCAGUGCUGGGGUGCCGCAAUAAAGCGAACAAGUUCCCCGACAA
This is a messenger RNA of Eriocheir sinensis (Chinese mitten crab), 2041 nucleotides long. Its product is annotated as U5 small nuclear ribonucleoprotein 40 kDa protein-like. The transcript has 8 exons. NCBI's taxonomy places the organism in Eukaryota, Metazoa, Arthropoda, Malacostraca, Decapoda, Varunidae. The record is from RefSeq and is a predicted model, not a curated record. Bases 111 to 1151 code for a protein of 346 amino acids. Gene Ontology annotation, cellular component: catalytic step 2 spliceosome. Gene Ontology annotation, molecular function: RNA binding; protein binding.